Molecule: messenger RNA, 1401 nt
Organism: Cryptococcus amylolentus CBS 6039
Lineage: Eukaryota; Fungi; Basidiomycota; Tremellomycetes; Tremellales; Cryptococcaceae
Exons: 6
Coding region: 1-1401 (466 amino acids)
Molecular function (GO): zinc ion binding
Source: RefSeq, a predicted model, not a curated record
AUGGUUCGCGUCCUCCACUACGCUCUACUCACCAGUUUCGGUGUAAUUGCUGUUUCCCUAUAUCACAUUUGGGGAUAUGACAGGGCAUGGAGGACAAUGCAAAGUGUUGUUAACGCCUGGCAGUCCAGCGAAGAAGGCACAUCCAUCCCUCAAUUCAUGACUCUCCCCUCUUCACUGGUCCCAACCGAAUACCGAUAUGACCUUGACGCGAAUGCACCGUACCCCUUCCUCGAUGGACGACACAUUGGCUAUCGAGUACACCCGCUUCCCCUCGAGCUCGCCAUUGCGCAAAGCCGGUCCCACUCGCCCUCGUCCGGAGCCCCCUUCUGGCCUGGAAACUCCUUGGAUAAGAACUUGACCGGGAAGGAGGAUGGAUCUAUCUGGGCAGGGAUGGAACAGAUGGAUAUGGUGUUGGCGUAUGACCCUUUCGAUAAGAUGCUUUGGGAGGGUAAGGAAAGGCGAGGAGAGUAUGUGCAGAGGGCGAAGAUCCAAUCCAAUGAUUCUCCGCCGUUUGAAGGUUGGAACAGAAUUGCUGGGAGGAUGCGCCUGAUGUUUGGCGCUUCGGGGGCGCUGAGCUUGGGAAGAAAGAUUCAGUACGACCUUGUCGGCCUGCACAACGAGCGAGACGGGACGUGUCGCAUCUACGGGUUUCCUCAAGGGCGGACUCCUAAUUUACAGCAUGCCCAAAGGUUCUUGGAGCGUUCUCUUGAAGACUACGAUAUGGGCAAGGAAGAAGUCAUCACAUUAUCAAAGAUCAAGGCUAGUGAGCUACCUGCGACGUGGUUGAUGAGCCGAUUACAAGGCACAUUCAUCUUUGCAGACUUGACGAUGAUUGAGUAUAGGAGCUGGCCUUAUGGGAUAGUAGCAUGGCAAGUGGUCCAAAUCUCCAUCUUAUUUGCGCAAUCCAUGUACAGCCCCAACUCAAGAUAUCUUCCUCCCUUUUUGGCUCCCAAGUUCUAUGCCUCCUCGUACCAACCUCCUUUUACGACCGAGCUGCGCGCCGCUCUGAACUUGUGCGACAGCCCGACGUGUCACAUCUGUUACGAGGCUAUUCGUUUCCCUCAACCUCCCCUUGACCUCGACAAUGCCGAGAAAUGCGAGACGGGCAUCAACAAUCAAGCCGAAGAAGUCGUCGGCGACGAUGAGGAUCAUUUGCUGCCAGAGAUUGCCAGGUCUGAAGAGGAAGGUAAAGAAGAAGUGGUUACUUUGCACGAAUCUGGAGAAGCACCGGCUGCAGACGACUGGGCAGUGGGUCCAUGCGGGCAUGUUUGGCAUAUGACGUGUCUGGAGAAAUGGCUGGCGAUCAGCCCGAUCUGCCCUCUUUGUACGCUGGAGUUACCGCCUCUACUACUUGGUGAUGCCGAUACACGGUCGGCCAUGGGGGUGAUCAUUGGGAUGUGA